AGCCGAGCGAGGAGGGAAGUGCGUCUUGUCGCGUUUCGGUCAUUGUGCUUCGGGAGUCACGUGGAGAAGCUGUAUUCAAAGGACUAUUUUUGUGUUUCUCGAGUGACUGCGUGAUCUGUUAUUACGUUAGCUGUGUUCUACGAAGAGGCUUGAAAAUGAUGGUGGACCAGUUGUCACUAUGGUAGAAAAAAAAUCUUUGCAAGACGGAGAUAACACUAUAACAUGUACGAUUGUGUGAGGAAACAGUGCUCCAGAAUGGGGAUUAUUUUCAUCUUCUGUAUCCUGGGAUUUGUCGCGGCAAAUGAAGGAGGGCCGCCUGUCAUCACGGAGCACCCGAGCAACGUAGUGGCGCGGCGCAACGACCCCGCCACCCUCAACUGCGCCGCCUCCGGAGCCAGCCGCAUCCGCUGGUACCGCGACGGCGAGGAGGUGACCACAUCGACGCUAGACACCCGGUCCCACCGCGUCCUCCUGCUGUCAGGCUCUCUCUUCUUCCUCCGCGUCACCGCCACCAGGAGGGACAACGAUGCCGGAACUUACUGGUGCGUGGCAUCCAACAGCUACGGUGCCACUCGCUCGCGCAGUGCCACUCUCACGGUCGCGUUCCUCGCUGACGAAUUCCAAGCUGAGCCGGAGUCGUCGGUGAAGGCACGGGUGGGCGAGCCCUUAAUUCUGCCCUGCCAGCCGCCCAAGGGGUCGCCGCCCCCCGAGCUGACCUGGCUCAGGGACGGGGAGGAGGUCACGAACUCAAGUCGGGUCAAUGUGCUGGCGACGGGAGACCUGGUCAUCAGCCAGGUCGUGGAGGAGGACUCGGCUGUGUACAUCUGCCGCGCCCGGAACGCAGCCGGCAGCAGGGAGUCGGAGCCCUCCAAAGUCAUCAUAAUGACGCCGCCCUGGUUCGAGGAGCGUCCUGCGAAUGUGACCGUCGCCUCGGGCGUGAUGGUGGAGCUGGCGUGCCGCGCCCGAGGCUCGCCCACGCCCACAGUCACCUGGCGGCGUCUCGACGGCAAGAUGCCGCUCGGCCGCGCUAUGAUCGAGGACCAACGGCUGGUGCUGGACCACGUGGCGGCUGCCGACUCCGGCGUGUACGUGUGCGAGGUGGAGAGCGAGGCAGGGAUCGCCGCGGCCCGAGCCACUCUCACGGUCGUUGACGCCCCCGAACUAACGCAGAAACCCCAGGACGUCCAGGUCGUGUCCGGCGAGAGAGCCAAGCUAUCAUGCGUCGUGAACGGCGACCCGAAGCCCUUUGUGCUGUGGCGGCUGCCCGACGCGGACAAGACGGCGCUCCUCUCGGCGGGGCAGUCGAGCGGCCGCGCGUCCGUCGACGGGAGCAGCCACACGCUGCUGCUCCAAGACGUGACCACGGAGGACAGCGGAGCAUAUCACUGCUGGGGAAUCAGCAACGGUGGGGGCGUGACCGCGCGGGCGGAGGUGACGGUGGUGUCAGCCCACCCUCCUCCCGUGGUGGGCGUGGGGCCUGAGGAUCUGAAACUCGUUCCUGGUGAUAUCGCGUCCUUCCCUUGCGAGGCCGUCAGCGAAGCCGCGACGCCCACCAUCACCUGGUGGUACCGGCCAGCCGCCCACCUCCCUGCCCGCCAGUUGACAGCUGAGGGCGACGACGCCAGGAUCUCUCUUCCCACUAACGGCGCCCUCAUCCUGAAGGAUGUACAAGCCGACGACGCUGGGAUUUACACCUGCCACAUCACUGCAGACACCGGCAGCGUGGAGCAAGCAGCGAUCCUACGCAUCGUGGACGAGCCUUCCCUUCAGGAAUCGUUCCUGCUUCCCGCCCCCCCGUCAAAGCCGCGGGUGAUGGCCGUCAACGAGACCGCGGUGCGUCUCACCUGGCUGCCGAACUCACGAGUCAGUGAGAGCUCGAGUCUGUCAUAUACUGUGGAAUACUGGCGCCAGGGAUGGGAGGAGUGGCGCGUGGCGGAGGCUCUCAUCCCUCAGGAAACUUGUGUACUGGGAAAUUUAGCCCCAGGAUACACCUACACAUUCCUAGUUCGCGCCGUUACCGAAAGAGGAGCGUCCUUUCCUAGCCCCUGGUCCGACCCAGUCACGACCCGCUCCUCCCGCGACCCAGCUCUCUCCGAGGACCAGCUCCGCCACGUUCGACGCCGCCUCUCACGCCCCGCAGUCACCCUCAACGACGCCGUCAUCACCGCUCCCGAUAGCGUUCUCCUGACUUGGGAAUUCCUUCCUUCUAUGGAUGAGGCUGUCGAGGGCGUCCUGGUCUACACGCUGUCCGAGAGGGGCACCGUGCAAGUAGCCACCGUCCUCGGGUCGUCCUCCUCGUCCCACCUCCUCCACGACCUCACGCCAAACACUCACUUCACUAUCUUCUUAGUUCCGUUCUGGCGGAGUGUGGAGGGGACGCCGUCGAACUCCCACACAGUCUUCAUGCCUGAAGAUGUGCCAUCGACUCCACCGAGUGACGUGAGAGUGACUCAGCGAGAAGAGGGUUUUAUCCUGAUAACUUGGGCGACGCUGACCGUUGAGCAGGCUCGGGGCGAGGUCAUCGGGUACCAGGUGACACUUACCCAUAAUGGCACCCAGACGUUAGAGACAGUGCAGAGCCCCUGGUUAGAAGCUCGAGGUUUGGCACCUGGCCGUCUGUACACGGUCCGCGUCGCUGCCCAAACAGCCGCCGGCCUCGGCCCGUUCUCCGCCCCCGUGUUGAUGGACGUGAGCUCAGCCGACUCACACACACAGGAGGCAGACGAAAAGGACGACGAUGCCUCCGUACUUUAUGCUCCUCCGCAGCCCGCUUGGCUCGUCUACUUGCUGAUACCGCUUGUACUGCUGCUGUCGAUGGGCACUUUGCUCUACGUCCGGAGGCUGAGGGGGAAGUCCACGCCCACGAACCCUCCUCACGCCCCGGCGCUUUACCAGGACCCGUCCCUGUACCCUGCCCAUCACUCCGUCAACAUGUACGGCGAGCAGAAGCUGUGGCGGCCGAGCGAGAGCGACAAGGAAUCCAGCUUGUCCUCCACGCGCCUCCUCCGUCCCGAGCAGCUGGUGAACGAGUACGCCGAGCCCAGGAUCCAGCGAGCCAACGAAACGACAGAGCCUUACGCCACGACGGCGCUGCUGGUGGCUCCUUCUUCGCCCCGGAUGACGCAUGCGGCUCCCUGGCGACACCAGAGUGACGACUCGGGCGUGCAGGUCAACUGGGCAGCCUUCUUGCCCCCGCCCCCCGCCUGCCCCCCUCCCCGAGACUUUGACAUGGGGGACCCCGUUGGAGCCAGCGACUUCUGCGGAGGAGUCUACAGGGUCGUCACACCUUCCUCCUCGCAGUACGACAACAUGGCCGGCUCGGAGCAGUACGAACGACCCUGCGACGCCACCUCUGAACACACGUACGACAUCUACACGCAAGUAGCACCAGUCGACAACCGCGGCGGCUUCCUCACCUUCAACACCCUACAGGCGCGCGACCACAGGCGAGCUCGGUCGGAGUCACAGCCGCCCGUGCCGGGAGACCCUCCGCAGAGCAACACUCACUAAGCCCUCAGUGCGGCUUCUUUAUCGACUGUGAUGUGAAAGUAAAAUUCUAUAAUGCAUGCGUCUGAGCUCGCCGGCUAAAGGUCACGAAGUAUAGUGGAAUAACUAUUCACGAACGCUCUUCUCUUAGAGUGCCUUGUGUACCAAAGUGAGAAAAAAGAAAAGUAAAAGUGGACGAGCAAGACAAUAUGACACGAAAGGUGUGUCGACAGACAGUGGCGGCGUGUCAGGAUGGUGACGCUUCCCUACCCCUCGUCGGUAGGAAAGCACGUCACGCGCGGCACAACCGCUCGCCCCAGAGGCCCCAGUGACGACUCCUUGCAAGAGUUUCCCCGUGCUUGUGUGUGUCCAGUACUUCCGUUUUUAUAUGCGUGUGCGUAUAUGUAUAUGGAUAUUGCAAUAUAUAUAUAUAUAUAUAUAUAUAUAUAU
Penaeus chinensis is the source of this 3936-nucleotide messenger RNA. Its product is annotated as roundabout homolog 2-like. Lineage: Eukaryota; Metazoa; Arthropoda; Malacostraca; Decapoda; Penaeidae. The record is from RefSeq and is a predicted model, not a curated record. Bases 223 to 3510 code for a protein of 1095 amino acids. The transcript is spliced from 4 exons. Gene Ontology annotation, biological process: homophilic cell-cell adhesion; axon guidance; dendrite self-avoidance. Gene Ontology annotation, molecular function: cell-cell adhesion mediator activity. Gene Ontology annotation, cellular component: plasma membrane; axon.